Messenger RNA from Mycena citricolor, 3054 nucleotides. Lineage: Eukaryota; Fungi; Basidiomycota; Agaricomycetes; Agaricales; Mycenaceae. The record is from the annotation of a GenBank genome assembly.
UAUUUGCCACUCCUCAGCGACUACUCGCUCGCUUUGCGCCAUGCCAACAAAUGUCAGCAUAAGUCUCAAUCUUGGAAGCACAAUUCAUUAAGACGUGGGUCAGCAUCCUGAAUGGAAGCGCACCGUAACUCUCAGAUGCGCAUGGUAUCCAGAGGGUUGCUGGCGACUUGGAGAUACGACCACUCGACUCGGAACAAGGUUGUGCUUGCAAAACGCUCUAGAUCUCCAGCUCUGGAUCCGAGCAAUAAAUGGAGUGCCGGACUGUUGUUGGAUUCGGUUUCAUGAGAGCUUCAAUACUUGACUUGGAGCUCUCCGCUGUCUCACAGACUCGCGAAUCACAUUCGAUUUUAACUGUCGUGAUUUCUUGUGGUUCCAGUAGUUACAUAAGUAACUCGAUAAUUAACCUUCGAAAAACUGCCGCUGGCCGUUGCACAUUUGGUCUGAUGCACAGAAAAGCAUGGGCCGCUCUUUAAUUUCUGUCUUUUAUUCAGAAACACCUGUAUAAUCUUGAUCAAUGGCGAGCGCAUGCCUUCUUAUUCAAGCUCGAAAUAAGAGUGUUUCUCAUUCUCAGCGCUGUGUGCAUGUCAAUCUUGAUUACGUCACCGGAUCAUCGGAGCUCCAAAUGAUAUCACCCGAAAAACAGGGAGCCACGGCCUUGCCUCACCUCGUCGUCGCCCACAAUCCCGCCACCCCCUCCCUCCCCUCCCUCCCCACUUCUCUCGACGCCCUUCUUCUGGGUCCGAAAGCGAAGAUGUUCAUCCUCCCCGCUCAAGCUCUCCCCUUCGUGGAUAUCUCCCUGCCUACCUCGGCGAGCACCACAUGGCGUGUGGGCGGAUUGAGCUUCAGCCUGAGCUACACUCGGCUCCUGCUCAUCCUCCUCACCAACAUCGUAUUCGUCUCACUCGUUCGCUCCGCCAUACUAUCGCGGAAACGGACACCCAUCGCCGUGACUGUUAUCGAGAAGGCGGAGCAGGCCGUAGUUUUGCCGGAGGCGAAGCGAGCUGGGUCUGCGCCUGUAAACAUUGGCGAUUCUGUCCCGGCGUCGCCGCGCAAGUGGUCCAGGCUCUUUUCCUUCAAGUCGAUGGCCAUGCCCACUCUCGCUGAGGCACUCCCGAUAACGCUCAACCCGCCUCCUCCACCCGUUAUGCGGGGUGGCCAUGUCUACCGCGGUGGCCGUGGUGUUGGAUUUGCCUCGCGGAGAUCUGGCUCAGAAGCCUCGCGGUCGCGAGCUGAUGCUUCCAUGACCGCUGUUUACGACUCUGAGACGCCUGUUUCGAUGGCGCAGAUGAUCAUGAGUCGGCAUACGUAUCGCCGCCCUGCCAGCCCUAGCCCGCGACGACUGGCUCCUUCGUCCCUGAAUGUAUCACGCCAGGCAUCUGUCCCAGACUUGGUGCCGUCGCCCUCUGCAUCCUCCGUGUAAGAGGGCCCCCGCGGGUUGCACGGGCCUGCAGAGCCCGAGAUGAUGAGCCACGAUGAUGCUGAUGAGAAGAAGAUGACCCCGACGGACGACGACGUUUGCUAUCUAUCGCUAUCUAUUCAGCGUGCGGUCCUUCGGCCGUGCCUGCUGAGCUGUUUGUUAUAUCCAUUCUACCUGCCCACGACGCACACACUUGCUACCUUUGCGCUCAGCUUUAUACCACCAACCUAACUAACCUCUUACGCUACAACCCGGACUAUAUCUUUUCGUACAGACUCUUAGACGACGUUGGAUCUCGUGUUUCCUGUAACAUAUUUGCUAUUACAUUCGCUUCGUUCGCCACUUGUAGCUGCCAGCUACUUGUCAUAUUUAUUGUGUGCCAUCUGGCUGUCGACCAAGAUGGCAUCCAUGGAAUCAUCAUCCCAUUAUUCAGUCGGUGCGAGUUCUACCGCGGUGACGCAGGGCAAUUGGUCGCUAAGCGGGAGCCAAUUCGUAAGCCUUGAGGCUUGGGACAACCGGAGAUCGAGGACGCGGCAGAGCCGAUCCGGGGACUCGGACACUAGUUUCGGCAAUCGCAAGGGCAGCGCCCAGGUGUAGUGGGUAUCCUCCGACUGGAUGAGGCCGCUUGUGGAAUUCGGCAUCGAGAACAGCCGAGUGGCUGGAAAGUCGAUCUCCAGGACAGUGCACGUCACGGGUCGAAGCGGGCGGCCUGAGCGAAACAUCGCAGCGGACCCGAGUAAAUCCUGGCAUCUGUUCUCGCGGAGGGCCCAUUGGUUGCCGAGCUGGCGAGGAUGGGUGACGAUCGUGGAGGAUGCGAUGUGUCCUCGCCGGUGAAUCAACCGUGCUCCAUUCACAUUCCGCAUAUUGGACAUCGCGCUCGGCGAGGACGUGUCUAUGCUUAGACUUCUGCUUCAGUUUCUGUGCGGGCUUCUUGCCGAAACGAGUAGUCUUCCCCCACGAGGGGAGGUCCUUUCUGCGCCACUUCGGCGUCGAGUCGAAAGCGGGGAUGAGCUCGGUGCAAUCUGCGGUCAUUGUUUCCUGCGGGGAGCGGGACUCGGGGAUACAAGGGAGGAUUCAAAUGAGAUGACAGAACCCAUUCUCAAGCGCCCGCUUAUAUACCCGCCGUCUCCACAAAGCUCUGGUCCAUGCGUGCAGGCCCCAUUCACCAAACAUUCGAUCCAGGCAUAGCCAGAAGAACCAGGCGGACAGGCCUGUCAGUUUCAAAAAUUUUAUGGCAUCCGUCGUUCCGCCUUGUUCUUCGAGUGUGCUUGUCAAGGUUCUUGUUGUCGUUGGGGAUGUCCACGACGUGGGCGUCGUCACGGCAGCAGUCCAAUUGGGAGGGACACAGAGAGGUAUCGUUUCUGGCUAGUGGCAGAACUUCACGAGCGCAUAAAGAAACACAUCCAUGAUAUCCUGCUAAAUGCGCCGAGAGUCGCUGUCGACAAAGCUGAGUGUUGUGUGAAGCGGAUUUGACGGAUGAUGAUUAGGUACCUGUCACGUGCAACUCAGUUUACGCACCCGCACCAAUUCGGGCCAAGAUUUGCUCCUUAAAUUUUCGCGAAACUGAGGCUCCCCGAAGGAAAAAAGAAUGUACCGCUCUUAUGGAUGAAAAUCAAGAGUCAAAUGAAUCGUCUCUG